Echinostoma caproni is the source of this 891-nucleotide messenger RNA. The record is from the annotation of a GenBank genome assembly. NCBI's taxonomy places the organism in Eukaryota, Metazoa, Platyhelminthes, Trematoda, Plagiorchiida, Echinostomatidae.
AUGAAUCAAAACAGCUGCAGUAGAUGCGAUAAUGUCGCUAUGAAGUUGACCUCGUUUGUCGACCAAUAUCAAGCUAACGAUACUGCAUACGGUAUAAUACGCGGAGGGCGGAAGGAAAUCACUCUGGUCCCCUUGAUGUGUCUCAUCAGCUGGACUCUAAUAGGCAAUGGAUGCGUUGUACUCACGCUCUGUCGUAAUCCCACCGUGAGGACUUUAUCUAACCUGUUGGUGGGACAUUUAGCCCUGGUGGAUUUUCUUAUUGCUCUACUAUUCAUGACCGUCUCGGCUGUGAAUGACUGGCUUGGUGUUUGGCCAUUCUCCAUAGAAUUCUGCAUUGUGUGGAUCAAUAUGAAUCGAUUUAUGUACACUGCAUCUGUGUGGUCUAGCACGUCCAUUGCCAUAGACCGUUACGUGGCUAUUGCGCACGCCAAAUGGCACUCGUUCAGUCAUCGACACAGACGUAAUCGUAUGAGCAUCUACCUAAUCCCUAUCUGGACUGUUUCGUUACUGGUUUGUGGACCGUCCAUAUUUCUUACGCAAGAUAAGCUUGCCCGUUUACAGGAGUUGAACGAACGCAUCGGGUACACUGUAUGCACGAAUGCGAUCGAGCCCGUGUGCGCGACCUACUCAAUCAGUGGAUCAUUUUUCAUUCCAAUCAUUCUGACCACUGCACUCUACGCUCGGAUGAUUGUGCUUAUGCGACGUCAACGAAAAGGAGUGAAAAAUCACAUGAGAUAUCCAAACGGUAUACAUCAGAUGGGAUCAAAUGCAGUGUAUCCCCGACCAAAAUUUGACACUAACAACAGGACUGCACUGAAAGAGACGGAACUGGAAACAAAACCGUCAGUGACUUCGAUUCGAAAGGAUGAAAUCGAAUUGGAACCGGCGUAA